Messenger RNA from Trametes versicolor FP-101664 SS1, 1430 nucleotides. RefSeq names its product Ctr-domain-containing protein. Lineage: Eukaryota; Fungi; Basidiomycota; Agaricomycetes; Polyporales; Polyporaceae. Gene Ontology annotation, molecular function: copper ion transmembrane transporter activity. Gene Ontology annotation, cellular component: membrane. Bases 109 to 723 code for a protein of 204 amino acids. The transcript has 7 exons. Gene Ontology annotation, biological process: copper ion transmembrane transport. The record is from RefSeq and is a predicted model, not a curated record.
CUGCCCUCGUCCAGUCGACCACCUACUGCGCAGACAUCACCAACGUCCUCUCGCCUGCUCACUUCUAGCCCACACCCACACCCGUCCCGAAGCAACCAACUGACCACCAUGAACCACGGCGGCGACCACGGCGGACACGGCGGGCACGACAUGCCCGGGAUGCCGGCAGGCCCGACGUGCUCGAUGAACAUGCUCUGGAACACGCAGAUCGCGGACACCUGCAUCGUCUUCCGCUCGUGGCACAUCUCCUCGACGACCGCCUUCGUGUUCUCGUGCGCGGUCGUCGUCGGCCUGGGGGUGCUGUACGAGUGGCUGCGCGCGGCGCAGCGCACGCUCGACCGCCGCAUCGCCGCGACGCUCUCCGCGCAGGGCAAGGGCAAGGCCGCCGCGGCGAGCACAAGCCGAGGGGAGGGAUCGGUGAGUGGCAGGAACAGCCCCGAGUGGGAGUCGGAAGAGGCGGGAUUGUUGACUGGUUCGUUGGUUACGAAGGCGCGCGCUGGGACCGCGCUCCCUGUGUCCGCUCGUAUCAGCCGUGCGGUGCUGUACGGCGCGUCGGUGUUCCUGUCGUUCUUCCUCAUGCUGGUCUUCAUGACGUACAACGCAUACCUCAUCCUCGCCACGGUUGUCGGUGCCGCUCUGGGCAACUUCAUCUUCUCGACCCAUAUGGACAUCGACGCGGUCCUCGCCGGUGGCGCAGACGGGAAGGGUAUGGCGUGCCAUUAAGGCUCGCUCGUUUACAUGUUAUGGUGGAUGUGUACGAUAUAUCUGUGCUUGCCUGCCGUUUGUUGCGAUGUGUCGACUGUUGUUUGCUUUUCGAGGAGACCUAUACACUCUCAGGAUGUCCGCAUUUACUAGGAUCGAUCGGGUCUCAGUUAAAUCGAGUGUCUUGCGUGUAAACGGACAAAUAUCGCGCCACGAAUGUCUGGUGGCAAGUAAUGGGACAAGAUGAAGACAGCAAGGAGAGAAUCUAAUAACACAGCUAUGCGAACAGUUCUGGGGUAAUAGGAAGAGCGCACUACAACCAGAUCCUGGUACAUACUCAUCGACGGAUGCCUCUUGCGGCGGGAACACCACGACCGCGGCGCGCUUUGGCCCGCAUGAUCGUUGCCCUUCCACGCGCCGUACCAAUACCCCUUCCUUUCAUCGCGUUCGGUCCCACACGCUUGAACAUGGGCGCGUUCUGCAGCAUGUCCGGGACAAUGAAGAAUCUGACCAUACUUCCCCUGAUGUACACCUGAUCCAGCUGGGACACACGCCCGUCGCGUUGCGUCACGGUGAUGUCCUUCAGCGAGAUGUUCAGGUUGUCCUCGGCCUCGGCAAGCUUGCCGCGGUAUAGCUGGCCAGUUUUGAGCUCGACGGUAAUGACAUGUCCAAGGGACUCGUGGAGGAGCUUGACGGGAAUUCCGAGUCCUGAGGUCGCCAUUUCUGCG